AACAACAGUACACUCGACACGAUGUCGUCCACGUUCAACGGCGACGAGCUCGCCCCCUUUCUGGGCUUCAUCGGCGCCGCCUCCGCGCUCGUCUUCUCCUGCAUGGGCGCGGCGUACGGCACGGCCAAGAGCGGCGUCGGGGUGGCGCACAUGGGCGUCAUGCGCCCGGAGCUGGUCACCAAGUCCAUCGUCCCCGUCGUCAUGGCCGGCGUCCUCGGCAUCUACGGCCUCAUCGUCGCCGUCAUGGUCACCUCCGCCAUCAACCCCCUCGCCAAGCCCUACUACCUCUUCGACGGCUACGUGCACCUCGCCUCCGGACUCUCCUGCGGCAUCUCCUGCCUCGCCUCCGGCAUGGCCAUCGGCAUCGUCGGCGACGCCGGAGUCAGGGCCAACGCGCAGCAGCCCAAGCUGUUCGUCGGCAUGAUCCUCAUCCUCAUCUUCGCCGAAGCUCUCGGACUCUACGGUCUCAUCGUUGGAAUCCUACUCUCCUCGCGCGCCGGCCAAUCUCGUGCAAAUUAG
This is a messenger RNA of Panicum virgatum (switchgrass), 519 nucleotides long. RefSeq names its product V-type proton ATPase 16 kDa proteolipid subunit-like. The record is from RefSeq and is a predicted model, not a curated record. Gene Ontology annotation, molecular function: proton-transporting ATPase activity, rotational mechanism. The coding region runs from base 22 to 519 and encodes 165 amino acids. Gene Ontology annotation, biological process: proton transmembrane transport. The transcript has 2 exons. Lineage: Eukaryota; Viridiplantae; Streptophyta; Magnoliopsida; Poales; Poaceae. Gene Ontology annotation, cellular component: proton-transporting V-type ATPase, V0 domain.